AUGACAAAUCUGAAGAAGCAAAAGGUAACAGAGGAAGAAGCACCACAAGGAAUCAGUAAGUUGCCGGAUCUACUGCUCCUUCAAAUUCUCUCACUUCUCCCAACAAAGGAUGCAUUUAGAACUUGUCUAGUUUCUCCAACGUGGCGGCGUCUCCCUACUUUAAUUGAUAGCUUCAAUUUCACUUGUUCAACUGACCGGGAAAGAGAAGAUUUCUCCUUUAUUCAAAAUGCAUUAGCACAUUCCCUCUCUUCCAAAAUUAUAAAGUUCAAACUUGACUUAACUGACUUGAGUCUAUCAGACUGCAGUUUCAGGCCUGAGUAUGAAACCCUAAUCAGUCGUUGUUUUAGUUUUGCUGUUGAAAGAGAAGUGGAAAAUGUUCUGUUGUGGUCUCAGUAUAGUAAUGGGUGCACAUUGCCUGAAUCUCUCUGCACAUGUUCGUCCUUGAUAACUUUAGAUGUUAAACAUUGUGGCUUUAAUAACGCGGUCAUAUCGUGGAACUCUCUAAAGAGUAUAAAAUUGGGGCAUUUGAUGCUAACCGAUGAUGAAAUGGUGAAAUUAUUGUUAGGCUGUCCUGCAUUGGAAACAAUGGAAUUAUAUAGCUAUACUGGUUUCCAUCACCUGGAAAUUAAUUCCCUAAAAUUGAAGACACUUAAGUUGAAAGAUUAUGUUCGGAGUGAUGGAAAUGGAGAUGACUUAGAAAUUCUUGCCCCGUAUAUUCAGCAUUUGGAAAUAUCAGGAGAAGAUCUCAAGUGUAGGCUUGUUGAUGUAUCUUCGGUAGUGAAUGCUAAGCUCAUUUACAGCUUUUCCUGUAUCAAAGGCAUUCCAAGUACUUAUGUGGAAGAUUGCUGCCGUGACUAUCAUCAAGUAGUAUAUACCCUCGUCCAAGAUAAUCUUCAAAAGUUUGUCUUUAACUCGAAAAUCCUUACAAUUAGAUUUGUCAAAGUACUAUCUGUCUGUUGUGAAGUACUUCCCUUGUUUCACAACCUCAAGAAGGUUAAGAUUGUCAUCUCCUCAGAUGCGUGCUGGAAAGAUCAUGUCAAAAGGGGCUUUGAAAAGGUUACCAAACUUUCAGAAUAUCUGUUAUUGAAUGCACCGGUUGUCCAAGAUCGUCCACCAAUGCUGCGAUUAACUUCCAGGAGUGAGCUUUGCAUGAGUUCACUGCUAGUAGUUUCCUGUCUCAAGAUAUUAGAAAUAAAUGGAUUUUGUGUGUCUAUUUCUUACCUAGUUCUAUACUUCAGAAUUCUCUGA
Messenger RNA from Solanum stenotomum, 1248 nucleotides. RefSeq names its product F-box/LRR-repeat protein 25-like. Gene Ontology annotation, molecular function: protein binding. Lineage: Eukaryota; Viridiplantae; Streptophyta; Magnoliopsida; Solanales; Solanaceae. The record is from RefSeq and is a predicted model, not a curated record. Bases 1 to 1248 code for a protein of 415 amino acids. The transcript has 5 exons.